UACAGUUUGAGCGUGUGUGUGAUGUCACUUUAUUUACGUAAACGUAUCAACUCGUCCAUUUCAAAAUUACCUUCCAGUGGCAUCAGACGUUAUUCGUAACUCUAAAUAAAAAAACGUUACAAUGUCGGGAGGAUUGGAUACCUUGGCACUUAAUGUGUCAGAUAUAACCAAGAUGUUGGCCGCCACCACACAUCUGGGAUCGGACAAAGUCAAUUUCCAAAUGGAACAAUACGUGUACAAACGACGCCCGGAUGGUGUUCAUAUCAUCAAUUUGGGACGUACAUGGGAGAAAUUGUUGCUAGCCGCUCGUGCUAUUGCAGCUAUUGAACACCCUCAAGAUGUGUUCGUCAUCUCAUCCCGUUUGUACGGACAACGUGCUGUACUAAAGUUCGCCAGCUACUGUCAGGCUACACCAAUUGCUGGUCGUUUCACUCCUGGUGCCUUCACCAAUCAAAUCCAACAGGCUUUCCGCGAACCGCGUCUAUUGGUCGUCACCGAUCCGUUGACCGAUCACCAACCCAUCAUCGAGGCUUCGUAUGUGAACAUCCCAGUCAUCGCAUUCUGUAACACCGACAGUCCAUUGAAAUACAUCGACAUUGCCAUUCCAUGCAACACCAAGGCCACGCACUCGAUCGGUUUGAUGUGGUGGUUGUUGUCGCGCGAAGUUUUACGCUUGCGUGGACGCAUUUCACGCAAAGACGAAUGGAACACAGUCGUCGAUUUGUUCUUCUAUCGCGAUCCCGAUGAGACAGAAAAGGAAGAAGCUGCCGCUAAGGAAGCCGUACCAGCUAUCAAAGAGGACGCACAUGUUCAAGAUGUUGCCGAGCCAGAAAACUGGGAAGAAGCUGCACCAGCACACAAGGUUGCAUUCGUUCCAGCUGAUGACUGGAAUGAUGACGAACAAACUGCAGCUGUUCCAGCUAAAGCUGCCACCUGGGGUGGCGGCAGCGGUGGUUUUUAAAUGUUUGACCAUUGUGAGUGGAAAAUAAAGUUCACAGUCCACAAGGAUAA
Molecule: messenger RNA, 1011 nt
Organism: Bradysia coprophila
Lineage: Eukaryota; Metazoa; Arthropoda; Insecta; Diptera; Sciaridae
Gene: sta
Product: stubarista 40S ribosomal protein SA
Biological process (GO): translation
Cellular component (GO): ribosome; small ribosomal subunit
Molecular function (GO): structural constituent of ribosome
Source: RefSeq, a predicted model, not a curated record